AAUUCCCGCCGUUAGCCUAGACGCUUCGAAGAGAGCGGACGUGUUGAAUACGCGCAGCAAUGAUUCCAUACGAUAUCGUAUGUAAACGUAUCGUAAGUUUAACUUAGUUAUUUCCGAAAUGUAACUGUUUCCUUUUACCGUGAAUAAAAUUUAACAGUUCUUUUUUCUAAAGUGUUCUUUAAUAUGAAUUAUACAAGUGUUAAUAAACGUAAAGGGGCAGUGCCAAAAUAAUUUUACUGUUCGUUUUUGUUUUCACUGUCGGUGCACGAUGCAAGACGUUCUGAAUUUUUAUAUUGAUAAUGUUUCUAUGUUGAAAGUGUGCUAUUUGGUACUUUUGGCAACAUGUUAACGGGAUUGUUGGUGUUUGUUCUUCUUUUCCUUCACGCUUUGCAAUUUGCGCACUCCUCGAGCCUGCUAUGCGGGCGCACCAAAGAGGUGGAGGUUGGGAACAACAUCGGCGCAGGCGCAGCUCUUGCGCUCACGUUGUUGCGACCUCCCUCCGCCAACUCCACUAACUCCACCAGUUCCUGUCAGCUGCGGUUGGCGGCGCCGGACGCAGCUGCCUUCACUAUCCGACUGAUCGAUGUUAAGGAAUCAUUGUCAGAGUGGGAGCGCGGGUCGGGAGAUGUGCAGGCCCCAGCGCCGAUGGCAGGUGGGCUCGGGCGGAAGUGGAGCACACGAAGUGCGCAUGCGCAGGACACCACCGGCGAUGACACCUCGCACAGCGUUAACGCCACCGACUCGUGUAAACUGCUUGUUUACAUUGGUGAAGCAAAGACUCCUAUAUGGCGUCUCUCGCUUUGCGGUGGUAACGCCGCGGCAGUGGCAUCGCGGGCGGGAACCAAGUUGCUACCGCCAAAGAUCCGCAUCGUGUGGAACCCCCCUACCACUCCUUACCACCACACGGAGAAGUUACGGCUGGUGAUCACAGCUGUUAAUAGUGGAUCAGUUUGCAAUAAUGAAUCUCAAUUCAUAUGCGGUGUGACAAGUCUCUGUAUAUCCUCGUACCUGGUCUGCGACGGCGUCCGUCAUUGCCCAGGGGGUGAAGACGAGGACUCGAGCGCGUGUCUGCACCACCGGGACUCCCCACUCCUGGAAAUGCUGAGGAGGUUUGCAGCUAGAAACCAGGAGCUGUUGGGACUUGACCAGCCAGAUGGCGCGACGAAACCUUCGGUUAUAAUGAAAAUAACCGAGGGUGAGCAAAAGCAGAACGCGUUCAUGGAGUUUGCGGCGGCGCUGAAGCCGUACGGGCCUUGGAGCUACCUCGUGGUGGGAAUGCUGGUCUGCGCCACCAUCCUUAUGUUCUGUCUGGCGUGGGAAUGCUGUUGCAAGCGCUCAAAGCCUUCAGACACUCCACUCAACGCGAUACCAGCUUCAUGUAUAGACAUCUCCCCAACCGUCACCGUUACCGCAGCCUCCCAGCAGCUGUUCGAGACCCUACCCCCUACGCCGCCGGAGUACGAACCACCGCCGUCAUACUCCUCCUUGUUCCCCAGAGCCUUCAAAUCCUCACCGUCUCCAGUACCCCACUGCUCCCACCAGGAGCCACCAGAUUGAGUUACUCGAUUAGACUUUUGUGAUGAGAGUAAAAUAGUUUUUAUUAUAAGCAUGUAAAGGGACUGUCUUAUUUAUUACGUUACACGAAUUUUUCUAUGAAAUAUUUGUUACCGCUUUAGGCUUCAGUGACAAGAACUUAUAGGUCGGGCUUGAAAAAAAUGCUUUUCUGAUAUUGCGUGGCGUGGCCUUUACUUUGAAGUGGGUCUACCUAGCGAGAGAUUUUAACAUUAAAAACUGUGUAUAUCUUUAAAGAGCUAAAAAUAUAACAAAACAUAUUUUUCUAAUCCGUACUGAGCCGUAAAAUUAUGAGCUGCAAAGUUAUGUCAACUCUUGAUCAUUAUCUAUAUCUAUAUAUAUAAAAGAAAGUUGUGUUACUUACACCAUUUAUAACUCAAGAACGGCUGGAACAAUUUUUAU
Molecule: messenger RNA, 1974 nt
Organism: Pararge aegeria (speckled wood butterfly)
Lineage: Eukaryota; Metazoa; Arthropoda; Insecta; Lepidoptera; Nymphalidae
Exons: 7
Coding region: 343-1557 (404 amino acids)
Molecular function (GO): protein binding
Source: RefSeq, a predicted model, not a curated record